ACAUAUUACGCUGCUACCAUAAGAAAAGCAACCGGUUUGUAGCGCUGGAGACCACCAGGUCAUCUCAUCCCCAAACUUCAGCUCUCUUAGCAUUCAAAACUUCAUAGUUGUGUGUUUCGCCCGUUGCAUAAAGGCUUUUGAUGCCAUGCGGACUUUAAUGUGAUAUGCAAAACUGGCAGGCCACUGAACCCAUUUCAUAUGCAUUCAAUUUGUUGAGAACAUUAGCCCAAAAUCAUAAAUAGCUAGCUAAGUUACCACUCAUUUGUGAAUUCAAAAGCGGUUACGAACAUAGAUAUGUACAAAAUGCAAAAUGAGAUUAUAAAUUAUUACUCAUGAUUUUACAAAAUGACUAAAGCUCAGUUAUUUUAUAUUUGAUAAACUAAAAUAUUUAAUCAUACGUAAGAGGUCUCAGUUUUUCUUUGAGUGAAUAAAGCUCCAUCAAACUUUCAAUCUCCUUGUCGACAGCGAAAUGAUAGUGCACAAUAAACCAAACUGCAUGAUCCGUGUGCAAGCCAGCCUGAUUCCCACGCGAAUGUGUCAGUCAUGAACGGUUUAUUCACCUCCUUAAUUGUGAUGGUGUCCUUUUCGAAAGCCGGAAGCAAUCUCCUGGCUGUUGGCCUGCAUUUCCUCAUUUCUACGCCAGUGGGUUAGUGGUAUCCACACGGAGACCCAAUGCAAUGAUAGCCCAUUGCUCCGAGAGCCGGGCCAGAGUCAAAAACCAGUUUGGGGCGCUAAAGAGCGGGUCAGCCCCCGCUUAAGCUCUCUUAGCUGUUUUGUCUGCUGGCUCUGCUGCCGAAAAUCGAGCUAGCCAUUUUGCACAUUCGCCAAUUGGGCUUGGGAGUCUGAAGCGGUCGCUUGGUGUCUAAACAACGUAGUCGCGCUUGCCCAACCCAGUAUCAGCUAAAUUCGCAGCCAAGAUGUGUGAUUAGGAGUGUGUGACACAAACUGCAGUGAUUCCAACGAAAGGUCAGUGGCUCAUCGACCACUCAAGUGAUCCCCCCGCUCGCAAUGAGAUUGAUCUGGCUGCAGCUCCUGGCUGCUGGGGUUGCUCUCUACCUGGCAAACUGUUGUGCAACGGCCGCCAAGGCAUCCACAAGCCGCGGAGUUGCACAAUACAAGCUACCGCUCCCUGCUCCAUUGCCAGACCACGAAUCUGUGGCGGUUUCAGGAGCGGAUCAGGCUAGGCGACAGCAACAGCUGCAGCAGCAGGGAGCAUCCAACCAGCGGAGGCGCACUCAGGUCGUGCGGCGGCGCAGGCCCUCCUCUACAACAACAACUUCAUCCACCUCAACCACAACGACAACCACAUCGACAACAACUACAACGACGACAACAACAACUCCGCGUCCCAGCCUGGCCAACGGCUUCAACUUCUUUAAUCGGAACUUCUGGAGUUUCGGCCAGCAGAGUCUGGUGGCAGUGCGUCCGCCCACCAAGCAGGUCCAUCCGCCGAAAAAGUUUAGUCCCAAGGAGGAGAAGUCCGGCCAACGAAAGGUGGCCAAGACCACUAGGAAACCGAUGGGUCAGAGAACCAGCACCACUAGUCGAAGCACAACAACAACAAGCACCCAAAAACCCACUACGGAUGGACCCUUUCGCAUUGCACUGCCCACCUUGAAUUUCCCACGCGGCAACCAGGAUAACAGCAGGGAUAGGGAAACGGAGAAGGACAAGAGAUCGGCUGCCGAGCUGCGCUUGAGGUUCGAUUGUCCGCGGGAGAACGAGGUGAGGUUCCAGCUAUUCCCCAAGAUCUGCAAGGCGGAUCGGGACUGUGCCGUGUGGCAACGGGAUGAGCUGUGCUGUGAUAUCUUUGGAGCAAGCAGCUGUGUCUCUGGGGUUCCAAAGCCGCUGGAGGAGACUCCACAUGCUCCCAUCUUGGGCUUGAUACCUCGCAAGUGCCCGAGUAGACCGCUGGCCGAGCUCUGGUGGGACGUCCAGGAGUGCUCCACGGACAUGGACUGCUGGCCAAGGGUCUGUUGCCCGGAUGGGCGUAGGAGAUACUGCCGCACCUCGCAGCCGGAGUUGGAAACAGCUCCAGUGCCAGUGAAGCGAUCCUUCGACUAUCUUACGGAGUACCUGGAAUGCACGGCCCCGCCGCCGCCCAUCUUUGACCUUCAUCCGAAGGCGUGCACCUCCACCUUGGAUUGCUUUCCGAACGUGUGCUGCCAGGAGGCGGGACUGCGCCACUGCCGGCCGCCCAAGAAGUCCGUGCUCACACUGAUGGCCAACUUUCUCAACGUGGACUUCGUGAAGCGACUGGCACAGAAUAUCGUUAUCAAGUAGGGCGCACCGUGAAUUUCCCAGUAUAUUUCAACGUGCGUCGAGCACAUUCGACAGAACAAUUUCGAAACCGCCGUGAAUCGCCCGUGUUUGUUUGGCCACGCUGAUAACCAAAAAGAAGAUAUGCCCACACCCAUACCUUUCAUAUACGUACAUAUGUAUGUACCAGUAUACAAACUGCGCACCCCAUCCAUUCGUAAUCCUCCAUUAAGUAAUGUUCACCUAGCCUAGUAUUAGACCUAAGCUGCAUUCGUAGGCUAGCAGAGUAAAAAGAUAUAUAUGUAUAUAUACGAACCAAAAUCUCCAACUGCGGCUUUUCCACUGUAGGUCUGAGGUGGAGGUCUCCCGUAACCCUACGCCUCCUAGGUCACUUCAACCGACUGCCGUGGGGUUCUUGUUCUUGACUUAUUUCGUUGGCAUUUCGUUUAUAUGUCGGGUUCUUGCACUUUCAUGUUAAUUGCGCGAUCAUAUUACAUCUAAAACUAUAUGGCACUUUUGCGCUAUAAACGAGGCAUUUCACAAAACAGACUGAGCAGUAAUAAGUCUACAAUCAUAUAUUUUUAUGAAUCACCUAUAAAAUAAUGGAAUCCGAUUUGAAUAUGAACUAAACUUUCAUUCCCCAUUAUGUUGUUUCGAAGUAAAUACAUGUUAUGCUUUUUCGUUUUCAAUUUGAUAGGGAAUAAUGGUUUUAUUAUUUCUAAAGCUAGCAUUCUUUAAUCCGAUAGCGGCUAUAUUCUAACGCCCGCGACUGUAUUUUUAUCUACAAGUCAUGAGUUCAAACCGCUGUGCUUUGAAACUCAAUUCUCCAGUCGCUUCAGAAGUGAGGCAUCUCAGAUUGCCUAUUGCUCAACUGACUUUAAUGAUAUGUACAUAUGUAUAUGCACAUUGUGGAAAACACUUGACCAUCCCAUUUCCACGACGCAUAUUGCCGACCACGUAGCUCCAAGCUACCUCCAAUAAAAGAGAAUCUAACCUAUAAUACCCCAGGCCAAUUGAUUAUGCAACACGAAAAGACGCAGUUAGACAUCAAUUACUUUAAUUGGACAUUGAUUGGAUGGGAAGUAAAUGAGAAAACAUUGUGUUUUAGUAUUGGGAAUUAUAAGAAAUCAGUUCGGAGACGAGAUGCAGAGCCUC
Molecule: messenger RNA, 3414 nt
Organism: Drosophila simulans
Lineage: Eukaryota; Metazoa; Arthropoda; Insecta; Diptera; Drosophilidae
Exons: 4
Coding region: 1009-2283 (424 amino acids)
Source: RefSeq, a predicted model, not a curated record